Molecule: messenger RNA, 1833 nt
Organism: Cercospora beticola
Lineage: Eukaryota; Fungi; Ascomycota; Dothideomycetes; Mycosphaerellales; Mycosphaerellaceae
Product: Zn(II)2Cys6 transcription factor
Biological process (GO): regulation of DNA-templated transcription
Molecular function (GO): zinc ion binding; DNA-binding transcription factor activity, RNA polymerase II-specific
Source: RefSeq, a predicted model, not a curated record
AUGGACCAGGCUGACAGUAGAGAUGGGCGGCACUCGCCCAACAAACGCAAAAGAUCGUUCGUCGCAAGAAACGCUUGUCAAGCAUGCCGCGCCAAGAAGACCAAAUGUGAUGAGGACUCGCCUUGCAGACAAUGUCGUACGCUUGGUAUUGACUGCAUCUACAACGAGAGUCGAGCUUUCAAGCACGAAUCCUCGCUCAGCGUUAUCCUGGCCGCCAUCAAACGCAUCGAGACGAAGAUUGAUACUGGGCCCGAUAUAUCCAACAGGAGACCAGGUCCCGAGCAGGUCCAGUCGAACGAUGCCAGAACUCCUCAAAGGCGACAGGAGCCGUACGCAUCACCUCUCAGCGAAUCGCAGUCGGUAAAUACAUGUGCUGAAAGCGAUCGUGUGAAACUAUCAUUCAGUGCGCACCGUAUCAUUGACUUCGCUUUGCAGACAUCCGAGCCUGAAAUAUCUGAUGACAGACUGCAUCUGGAGUCCGAGCGAUCUAUUCUGCCACCCUGUAGUGCAGUUGGCCAUAACAAUGACACUUCGACUUGGCUGGCAGACUUGAGCCUUUCAAAGGUGAAACGACUCUGCGAUCUGUAUUUCGAAACCUUCAACCGAAUCGCGCCGAUACUGGACUAUGAGUCUUUCUCACGGACGCUUGGUGUCGCAGUGGAAAGUGGGUUUGGGGUCAACCAGGAAUCCUGCUUGCUGCUGAAUGUGCUUUGUCUUGGUAGCUUGGCUCAAUACGCAUGGGCAGAGGGAGGUUUCAACUCAGUCAGUGGAUCAAGGCAUCGUGAGCCGCUGGAUCCAGAGCCUGGUGUUGAGCAUCCAUCUCCUCAGGAGAACGCCGAUGCGCUGCGAUUCUUCGACGAAGGGCGAACACGAAUUGGCUACCUCCUUGCCGAGCAAGAUUUGGAGACAUGCCAGUACUUUCUCCUCUCUGCGACUGUUUAUGCGGUGCUACUACGACCACUCGAGGAAUGGGCUAUGAUCAGACAGGCCUGCAUGAUCAGUGCCUCGUUUUGGUCAUCAAACCAUGAUACUUCGGACAGCUACUGCGUUGAUAUGCAACGCAGGAUCUUCUGGAAUGCGCUCAUGAGAGAGACGAUCAUCACAGACGAGCUAGAACUGCCUCGAAGCCCUCUCCAAGACCUUGAAGGACUCGUCUCCCUUCCAAAGUUCGUCCCAUACAGCGACAAAAGAGCAGACCAAGGUAGCCCGGAUGAGUACUACCACUGCCACUAUCUCGCUCAAAUUGCAGUACGAAUCAUCAUGACGCGUAUCCGAGACGAGCUCUUCUACAACAAUCCAUCAGUCUAUCUGGCCGAAGAACUGCAUCAUCAGCUCGAACAGUGGCGCUCGAGUCUCCCGCGAUCAAUUCGCGAUGACUUUGACAGUGAUUCGAGUUCUCACGAGCACCCCUCGCAUACUGUUGCCGUCGCAAUGCUGCAGACUCGCUACUGGGUGUCAAUGUACCAUAUCGGCAGGCCAUUUCUGUACAAGGCCAUCACAAAUCCGGCUGAACUUACCUCUAAGGAUCUUGAAAUCUGCAAACGCUCUAUGAAUGCUGCUGUUGCAUGGUUCGCGGCUUAUCGGCGAGCUCUCACGAUGCGCAGCUAUACGCACCUGAUCUUCUUUGUGUGCAGCCAGUUGUUCGGACAACUGCUCUUAACUCAUCGUCUGAGAUCGGUCACAGACGAUAGAGUUCGAAGCAUUGCGCCCGAAGGAGUGGACGACUGGCUACAUGAGGCCUUCGCUUUCAUGAAGACUACUGCACCUUACAAUCCCACUAUUGCCAGAGAUGUGAGGGUGCUCUCUAAGCUGUUUAGCUCGGCAUCGCUCUGA